AUGGCAUCAAAGUUGAAUCCGUUACUGGCCAAAGCUGCUGAGGCAUCAAAGAUUUUGACAAAGAAUGGAAAGAGUGGAGCUGAGUACUACAACAAGCUGCUGGAGAGAAACAAACAAUAUAUCAAGGAUCCUCCCACUGUGGAGAAUUGCAAGCUCUUGGCUAACCAACUCUUCUACACUCGUUUGGCCAGGUUCGCAUCUGUUGCUGAGUCUAAUCAGACUGAUUAUUAUUUCGAUGACAUGAUUGAUCAUACAUGUGAAGCUUCCCUAUUUACUGGUGCCAGCAUUCCAAACCGAUAUCAAUCUCUUGUGAAAGAAGUGGAGUUUGUCAAGGGCAUAUGGAAGAACAGGAAAGAGGUGAAAACUGAGGAUGUAGGCAUUGCUGCUCUUUUCGGAUUAGAAUGUUUUGCCUGGUUUUGGGCUGGAGAGAUUGUUGGACGUGGAUUCACUUUUACUGGCUACCAUGUUUGA
Molecule: messenger RNA, 471 nt
Organism: Oldenlandia corymbosa var. corymbosa
Lineage: Eukaryota; Viridiplantae; Streptophyta; Magnoliopsida; Gentianales; Rubiaceae
Source: the annotation of a GenBank genome assembly